This is a messenger RNA of Poecilia latipinna (sailfin molly), 1347 nucleotides long. RefSeq names its product E3 ubiquitin/ISG15 ligase TRIM25-like. The record is from RefSeq and is a predicted model, not a curated record. NCBI's taxonomy places the organism in Eukaryota, Metazoa, Chordata, Actinopteri, Cyprinodontiformes, Poeciliidae. The transcript has a single exon. Bases 16 to 1332 code for a protein of 438 amino acids. Gene Ontology annotation, molecular function: zinc ion binding.
ACGUUCCAAGGUGAAAUGGCACAGAGACAAAAUCAGACAGAGUCAGUUAAAUUCUCCUGUUCCAUCUGUUUGGAUCAACUGAAGGAUCCAGUGACUAUUCCUUGUGGACACAGCUACUGUAUGAAUUGUAUUAAAGACCACUGGGAUGGAGAAGAUCAGAGAAGAAUCCACAGCUGCCCUCAGUGCAGGAAAGAGUUCAUACCGAGGCCUGGACUGGAGAAAAACAUCAUGUUAGCUGAUUUUGUGGAGGAGCUGAAGAAGACUGGACUCCAAGCUGCUCCUGCUGAUCACUGCUAUGCUGGACCUGAAGAUGUGGCCUGUGAUGUCUGCACUGGGAGGAAGAGGAAAGCUGUCAAGUCCUGUCUGGUCUGUUUGGCGUCUUACUGCCAAAAUCACCUUCAACCUCAUUAUGAAUCACCUACGUUUAAAAAACAUAAUCUGGUUGAAGCUUCUACUAAACUUCAGCAGAGGAUCUGCUCUCGUCAUGAUGAGGUGAUGAAGAUCUUCUGUCGUACUGAUCAGCAGUGUAUCUGUUUUCUUUGCACUAUGGAGGAACAUAAAGGCCAUAAAACAGUCCCAGCUGCAGCAGAAAGAGCUGAGAAGCAGAAGAAGCUCCAGGAGAGUCGACAACAAAUCCAUCAGAGAAUCCAGGACCAAGAGAAAGAUGUGAAGCUGCUUCAACAGGAGGUGGAGGCCAUCAAUGUCUCUGCUGAUAAAGCAGUGGAGGACAUUGAGAAGAUCUUCACCCAGCUGAUCCGUCUCCUCCAGAAAAGAAGCUCUGAGGUGAAGCAGCAGAUCAGAUCCCAGCAGGAAACUGAAGUGAGUCGAGUCAAAGAUGUUCAGGAGAAGCUGGAGCAGGAGAUCACUGAGCUGAAGAGGAAAGACGCUGAGCUGGAGCAGCUCUCACACACAGAGGAUCACAACCAGUUUCUCCACAAGUACCCCUCACUGCCAGCACUCAGGGAGUCGACACAUUCAUCCAUGAUCAAGAUCCGUCCUCUGAGAUACUUUGAGGACGUGACAGCAGCUGUGUCAGAGCUCAGAGACAAACUACAGGACGUCCUGAGAGACACAUGGAGAAAAAUCUUACUGAAAGUCACUGAGGUUGAGGGUUCGCUGUCAGAACCAGAACCAAAGACCAGAGAUAAAGUACAGGACAUUCCUUCAGACACAAGAACAAACAUCUCACUGAAGGUCACUGAAAUGGACGUUCUACUGUCAGAACCAGAACCAAAACCAGAACUGAAUUCUAAAAAUAUUCACAAAAUGUCACUCUGGACCCAGACACAACACACAGGAAGCUUUUUUUAUCAGAUAGAAAUAGAAAAGUAACAUCAAAACUUCCCU